AUGAUCUGCAACAGACUGAGAUUGGUUCUCCCUUAUGUGAUUGAAGAUACUCAGGGGGCCUUAGUGCAUAGCAGGAAUAUUGUACAUAACAUCGUGAUAGUACAAGACCUGGUUAGACACUAUAACAGGAAAGCUGCAAAGCCUAUUUGCAUUAUCAAAGUAGAUAUGCAAAAAGCAGAUGAUACUGUUAAUUGGAUUUUUCUGAAGGAUAUGCUAUUAACUUUAGAUUUUCUUAGAAGAUUUGUGGAUUUGGUGAUGGAGUGUGUGUGCACUCCUAAAUUCUCUUUGAUGAUUAAUGGUGAAAUGCAUGAUUUUUUCUCAUCAAAAAGAGGGUUAAGACAAGGUGACCCUCUCUCACCUUUGCUAUUUGUCAUAUGUAUGGAAUAUCUUGCUAGGAUUCUAGCUAAGAUAAGUUCCCUGGAUCAGUUUAAUUAUCACCCAAGAUGCAAUCCCAUGAAACUCACACAUCUUAGUUUUGCUGAUGACCUCAUUUUGUGCUCUAAAGAUGAUUUUGAAUAUGUGUACUUAAUGUUGAGAGCAUUUAGACUAUUUUCUGAAUCUUCUGGGCUGAAGAUUAAUGCUCAGAAAUCCUCCUUCUAUUGUUGUGGGGGUUCAAGAGAGUGA
Molecule: messenger RNA, 624 nt
Organism: Beta vulgaris subsp. vulgaris (sugar beet)
Lineage: Eukaryota; Viridiplantae; Streptophyta; Magnoliopsida; Caryophyllales; Amaranthaceae
Exons: 1
Coding region: 1-624 (207 amino acids)
Source: RefSeq, a predicted model, not a curated record